AACUACUGCUGGCAUAUAGAUGGAAUGGACAAACUAAAGACAUACGGGUUUGCCAUACAUGGAUGCAUUGAUGGGGUUCUCCAGGAAAAGUAAUAUGGCUGGAGGUAGCCUCAACAAAUAACGAUUCAGCUGUCAUAGCUGGCUACUACUUGAGUGCUGUCGAGAAAUAUGGUUGUCCUAUAAUUGUUCGUGGAGACAGAGGCACCGAAAAUUCUCGAAUUGCUUAUCUACAGCCAUUUUUACGGCGGAACGGGGAAGGUGCAGAUAAUAGUUUUCAGUAUGGGAGAUCUGCAAGUAAUCAGGUUUGUCAGCGGACUACUACCAGCAAAGUAACUUAUCGAGGUAGCUAUUACACAGCGUAUCGAGGCCUGGUGGAGCCAACUAAGACGGAGUUUCACUGAGUGGUGGUUGGAAUUCUUCCGGGCUCUGAAAGACAAUGGAAUCUUUGAUGAGACUAACCCUAUUCAUUUGGACUGCAUACGCUUUGCCUUUAUGGAUGUACUCCAAGUUGAAAUGGGUGAGGUCAUGGAAAUGUGGAAUACCCACAUUAUUAGACAAGACCGGUCAAGACUUAACGUGGGCGGUGUUCCAGAUGAACUUUUCUUUAUCCCAGAGAUGAGAGGGUAUGUGAAUCAAAUAUUUGCAGUUGAUCCUCUCGAUGUUGCAUUUUGCAAGCCACACACAAAAGAGAAGCCACUUCCCGUACCUCCAGAGUUUGUAGACCUGGCAGAUAUUUUGAUGCGUGAGAAUGGUUGGUCCAUACCAGAUAAUUGUGAAGAUGCACUGAAACUCUAUGUUGACUUACUGAACUGCAUUGAAUGAAUAAUGUUACACACUCUGCUGCAUAAAACAUGAUUAUUGCCAUGAAAGUGAAUCAAAAUGACAACAUAAUGGGAUAUAAAGACCAUGUGACGGGAUCUACAAAUCAAGAAGUAGUUCAAGUAGCUUCAGGGACGAGUGACGACAGUCCAUGCUACACAAACAAUUU
Molecule: messenger RNA, 988 nt
Organism: Geodia barretti
Lineage: Eukaryota; Metazoa; Porifera; Demospongiae; Tetractinellida; Geodiidae
Source: the annotation of a GenBank genome assembly